Molecule: messenger RNA, 2813 nt
Organism: Epinephelus fuscoguttatus (brown-marbled grouper)
Lineage: Eukaryota; Metazoa; Chordata; Actinopteri; Perciformes; Serranidae
Exons: 1
Coding region: 168-2699 (843 amino acids)
Biological process (GO): telomere maintenance; DNA repair
Molecular function (GO): ATP hydrolysis activity; DNA helicase activity
Source: RefSeq, a predicted model, not a curated record
CUCUAGGAAGGUUGUGUUUGUGCCGACAGGGAAUAAUAUAGUGAAGAUGAGUUUACCCCUCAGUGUUUUGAGGCAGAGAGCAUCUGCACACGAUCUUAGCACAGAAGAUAUGUGGAUGACGAGCUUCGUGGAUAGAUAUAGGAACAGGCCCGACGGUGUUUGAAAAUAUGUGUAUGGCGACAUUUGCGUCGGAGUAUCGUGUUCUUUCCAAAAACGAAAAGUCUUCGGACAUGAUUCGAUUGAAAAAUGAUUUGGGCUUCAUUUUGAAGAGAACACGUACUCAGUUUGCGGUUGUUCGGUACAUGCGCGUUAGUUUGGAAAAACAUCCGGAGUUGCAUUUUCAGAGUUUGCUGCAGUUGUUCCUUCCAUAUAGAACUGACUCAGACCUCAAACCUGAAGGCUUUGAGCUGUUUGAACAGUUCCAUGAGGAAGGAAGUGUGACAUUUAGUGACGGGUCAGUACAUGCGGUUAAGGACGUGGUGAAGGAUAAUAGAGCUGUGUUUGAUGUAGAUAAUCCAGAUUUAGAGCGUGCGCAGGAGAUUGCAGAGCAGCAUGGUGUAGAUGAGGAGGAUGCUUGGGGGGAGCUGUGUCCUGAACAGGAAGUUGAACGUCUUGAGUGUUUAGAGGAGAGAAGGCAGCAGCAGGGAUCUGAGAUAGUAGAGGAGCAGUUACAAGAACGUCUGGAGAAUGUGCCAGAUUUGGUUGUUGGUAGUAGACAGGUAGCGCAGUUGGAGAGGAAGAGGAAUGUGAUGUGUAGAAGUGAGGGCUUAGCUUUAGUUAGGUCUCUGAAUGAGACACAGAUGGCUGUGUUUUAUAAGGUCAGACAGUGGUGUUUGCAGAAGGUGAUGGGUAAAAACCCAGAACCUCUGCAUGUGUUUGUGACAGGUGGUGCAGGGACGGGGAAAAGUCAUUUAAUUAGGGCUAUUCAGUAUGAGGCAGGGAGGUUGUUGUCCACACUUUGUGAUCAACCAGACGAUAUUUGUGUUUUGUUAACCGCACCAACAGGCAUAGCUGCAUACAAUUUAAAUGCAGCAACAAUUCAUCACACAUUCAGUAUCGGCACACAUGCCAGUUUGCCUUACAUCCCUUUGGGUGAGGACAAACUAAACUCUUUGAGAGCCAAAUUUAGUCACCUCCAAAUUGUAAUCAUAGAUGAAAUCAGUAUGGUUGAUCACAAUCUGUUGGCAUAUGUUCAUGGUAGGUUAAGGCAGGUGAAGCAGACGGGCAACUUUUCCCCAUUUGGUAAUGUCAGUGUGAUAGCUGUUGGAGACUUCUAUCAGUUGCCUCCCGUUAAAGGGAAGCCUCUGUAUAGCUGUCCGCUUGGUGUGGACCUGUGGUGUGGUUUUAGUAUAGUGGAGUUGACAACCAUAGUUAGGCAGAAGGAUAGUGUGUUUGCAGCGUUGCUGAACAGGUUGAGAGUGCGUUCAAAGGCCACCCCCAUGUUAGCUAGUGAUGUUGAAAUAUUAAAGGCUUGCGAGACAGGGGAAGAGAGCUCUGCUUUGCAUAUUUUUCCAACCAAUAUGCAAGUAACUGAACAUAAUUUUAUGCAGUUGAUUACCAUGUGUCCAGAUUAUGUUGAGAUAGAAGCCAAAGAUUUCAAACAUAGCAGGAAAACAGGCCAAUUGGAAUGUACAGCAGGGCAUCAUAGUAAUGCGGACACAUGUUUACCGGAGAGUUUGUGUUUGGCAAGGAAUGCACGUGUGAUGUUAUGUAAGAACGUAGAUGUUGAGGACGGUCUGGUCAAUGGCGCAUGUGGCACGGUAACUCAUAUCGAUUUUGGUGAUGAUGAGAAGUUUCCUAAAACAGUUUACGUCAGAUUUGAUGAUGAGAAAAUUGGCUCACAGAGGAGGAAAACACGUGCACAUGCGGCAGUAGAAUGUAGGUAUUCUACUGCUAUUGAUCCCGAGGAGGACAGGGCAACUAAAGCAGGUGGUCUGCGAUUUCAGUUUCCUCUUAGGCUAGCGUGGGCGUGUACAGUGCAUAAAGUGCAGGGAUUAACGGUAGAUGAGGCUGUAGUGUCUUUGAAGAAGGUGUUUGCACCUGGGCAGGCGUAUGUAGCUUUGAGUCGUGUUAGGGCUUUGUCUGGACUGAUCAUCAGGGAUUUUAAAGAGAAGGCCAUUUACCUCAAGGAUGCCAUAAAGGAGGCCUUAGACAGCAUGCCCCCAUUUUUAAUUGAGCAGCCUAAACCUUCAUUAAGUGCACAAAGUUUUUCUGUGUAUUUAAUGAACGUUCAAAAUUUAAGUCGUCACCUGGCAGAUUUGGCGUCUUGCACACAGCAUUUACAGCCUAACUGUAUUGCUGUCACAGAAACGUGGCUCACUGCACAGUCCUCGUUAGACAGUGUCCAAAUUGAUGGAUAUGCUUUCCACAGUCGUCCGCGAGGUUUGUGUUACAGCAGCAGUAACCCCAAAUUGUUAGAGCUCCAGGAUCUAGAACAUGGUGGAGUUGGUUUGUACAGUGUAGGCAAUUUGGACUGUAGCAUCCUGCAGGCACCCGAUUUGAAUCUGGAGUGUUUGGUGUGCCUGUGUAGCAAAUUUAACAUUGUGAUGGCAGUAAUUUAUCGUCCACCAUGUUAUCCAAAGUCUUUAUUUAAACAAAAUCUGGGGAAAUUACUUGAUUGGUUGAAUCCAAUUAGUGACACAGUUAUAGUGAUGGGAGAUUUUAAUGAGAAUGUUUUGAAAAAAAUCAUCAAUUUGUAAAUUCAUGGGGCAAAAAGGAUUUCAUCAGCAUGUAACACAGGAGACAACAGAAAAGGGGACAUUAAUUGAUCACGUUUAUGUUAAAACAGCACAGUAUGAUGUGGAAUGUGCAGU